Hordeum vulgare subsp. vulgare (domesticated barley) is the source of this 1185-nucleotide messenger RNA. Its product is annotated as alpha carbonic anhydrase 7-like. Lineage: Eukaryota; Viridiplantae; Streptophyta; Magnoliopsida; Poales; Poaceae. The record is from RefSeq and is a predicted model, not a curated record. The coding region runs from base 52 to 918 and encodes 288 amino acids. Gene Ontology annotation, molecular function: carbonate dehydratase activity; zinc ion binding. The transcript has 4 exons.
UCAACAACACGGGGUACUCGAUCGUCAACACACGUACGUACGUACCGGCGCAUGGCUUGGAGCAGCGGUAUGGCGGGCGUGCCCAUCGCCACCGCCGUCCUCGUCUUCUUGCUGCUUCUUCCUCUGUCCGCCGUCCGCCAUGCGCGGGCGCAAGAAACUGACACCGAGGAGGAGUUCAGCUACCGGAGCGGCCGGGACACCAGCCCGGACCGGUGGGGCCUCCUCCGGCCGGACUGGGCGGCCUGCUACUGGGGCCGGCAGCAGUCCCCGAUCCGCGUCCCCAGCGCCGGCCGGGUCGUCGGCCCCCGCAACGGCCACCUCGCCCGCACCUACCGCUCCUCGCCGGCCACCCUGGUGAACCGCGGGCACGACAUCAUGGUGAGGUUCGACGGCGACGCGGGGUCCCUGGAGAUGGACGGCGUCUCGUACCGGCUCCGGCAGAUGCACUGGCACUCCCCCAGCGAGCACGCGCUGGACGGGCGCCGGUACGACCUGGAGCUGCACAUGCUCCACCAGAGCGACAAGGCGAGCAACAAGUACGCCGUCGUCGCCCAGCUCUUCCAGAUCGGGGAGCACCGCGACGAGACCCUGCACUUGCUGGAGCGGUACAUCGAGAGGAUCGCGGACAGGAGGAAGGGGCACGAGGAGGAGCUCGAGGACGAGGUGGACCCGAGGAGGCCGGUGAGGGGGAGCGACACCUUCUACAAGUACACGGGCUCCUUCACCACGCCGCCGUGCACCGAGGGCAUCGCCUGGGCCGUCGCCACCAGGGUGCGGCAUGUGGCGCGUCACCAGGUGGAGCUGCUCAGAGACGCCGUCCACGACCAUGCCAGGAUGAACGCUCGGCCGCUCCAGGAGGCCAACGGCAGGGGGGUCGCCCUGUACUACAGCUGGCCUCGUUCCGGCGACGGGAGUUAGGACGGCUGGAAGCGUGUACGGCCAAAUAAGACGGCAUGCAGCAGAUCGACGCCGUGUUCUUGUUCAGCUUGAUUGUGAUUUUUUUCUUUUACGUCUUAUAUUAUGGGAUGGAGAGAGUAUUUUAUUCGUUGUAUAAUAAAGAAAACAUACUGCGAGGAGAUGCUACUUAAGCUAGAGUUUACGUUGAUGAUUGUGUUACCAUUCCAUUUUGUAGGCUGAUGCUCUUUUCGUAUUGUUGGCCUUGCUACUUUGGCAUGGCCCGAGAGU